Pollicipes pollicipes is the source of this 960-nucleotide messenger RNA. RefSeq names its product repetitive proline-rich cell wall protein 1-like. Bases 1 to 960 code for a protein of 319 amino acids. The transcript has 3 exons. The record is from RefSeq and is a predicted model, not a curated record. NCBI's taxonomy places the organism in Eukaryota, Metazoa, Arthropoda, Thecostraca, Pollicipedomorpha, Pollicipedidae.
AUGACGCCGGAGUACAUUGAGGUGGCCGUCCCCCUGCAGCAGCAGCCCGUGUACCAGCAGCCGCUGUACCAGCAGCCUGUGUACCAGCAGCCGCUGGUGCAGCAGCCGCUGGUGAUGGCGGCACCCGUGCAGCAGGCCCCGCCGCCGCCGCCGCCGCCGCCGCCGCAGAUUGUGCACGAGGUGAUCAAACACCACGUGGUGAAGGAGCCCGCGGUGACCCGCGUCGUUAAGCAUAACGUACCCGUGCCCCGCUUCGUGCCCGUGCGGCACGAGGUGCCCAUCCCCAGUCCCGUGUACGUGACCAAGUACCGCGAGAAACCGGUGCUGUACACCCACUUUAAGAAGUACCCCGUGUACGUGACCAAGUACGUGCAGCGGCCGGUGUACGUCACCAAGUACGUGGAGCGGCCGAGCACGGGGUACGGAUCGCCACCGCCGUACCACGGGGGCAAGUCUGUGUACGUAGCGGCCCCGUCCUACGCGUAUUCCCCCGCCCCAGCUUACCAUGCCAGCUAUGUGCAGCCUUACGUCCAGCAGCCUAUCGUCCAGCAGCCUAUUGUCCAGCAGCCCAUCAUCCAGCAGCCCAUCUACGUGCCGGCUGCCCCCCAGCCGAUCGUGCAGCGGCUGCCACCGCCGUCGCCGCCGCCGCCUCCGAUCUACUAUGAGAUCACCAAAACGCACGUGGUGACAAAGACGAAAUAUGUGACCAAAUACGAGGAGAAGCCGGUGAUCGUCGAUCGUCACCACCCUGUGUACGUUACCGUCACCAAGUACGAGGACCGGCCGUCGGCGGCGUACGGUCCCCCGCACCACGGGUACGCGAAGCGCUCCCUCAGCUUGGAAACGCCCUACUCGGACUCAUACCAGACGGACGCCGGAUCCGAGUCCGGGCGGGCCACGCCCCAAAUCACCGCUCGAGCCGCACGGUUCACAAACCAGGGCCCUUCACAGACUCCCUAG